This is a messenger RNA of Aphanomyces astaci, 393 nucleotides long. RefSeq lists its product as hypothetical. The record is from RefSeq and is a predicted model, not a curated record. The coding region runs from base 1 to 393 and encodes 130 amino acids. Lineage: Eukaryota; Oomycota; Saprolegniomycetes; Saprolegniales; Verrucalvaceae. The transcript has 3 exons.
AUGGCACGAGCUGUUUCAGCGUCCACGCUUCGAUACGAGCAUGUGUCGUGGAAAAACGACGCACUUGAAAUUCAGUACGGUGUAAUGAAGAAUGACCAAGACGGCCAUAUGUCAUUUGCAAGGCAUGUGUACGCCAACCCAUUGAACCCUGAAAUUUGCCCUGUGCUGAGUUUGGGCGUGUUGCUGUUUACUCGUGGCGCCAACCUCCCAGGCUCGCCGUCCCUCGUGUUCGGCUACAAUGCCAAGGAACAUUUCUCAACUUGGCUCCGCAACACGUGUUCCAACUCUGAAGACGACAUCGUGUCGAUGGGCUUGGCCAUUUCGGAUAUUGGCACUCACUCAUUUCGCAAAGACGUGGCCAGUUCUUUGUCCAACUGUCCUGGGGGUCCAUAG